AUGGAUGCCAAACAACUCCUGCUUCAGGCUCUGGAUGCCGACAAAGAGGCUCAAAUCCGCAUGCUCCAAGAAUUUGUGCGAGCGCCGUCGCCCAACCCACCAGGCUCGACGGCGGCCGCUUCCGCGGUGCUCACUUCCUAUCUCGAGUCGCAAGGGAUUCCCUACCAAGCCCUAACUCCGCAAGCCGACUGUCCCAACAUUGUGAGUGACUUCCAGGGCGGCCGAGGAGAAGGCCCACGAGUUGUGCUCAAUGGCCAUAUCGACGUGUUUCCGGUGGGCGACGCCCACGGAUGGUCUCGAGACCCCUGGUCGGGUGACAUUGAAGAUGGCAAAAUCCAUGGCCGGGGCGUCGUGGAUAUGAAGUCAGGGACGGCGUCACUGCUCAUUGCGUAUGCCAGCCUUUACCACCGGCGCGAAAUGCUGCGUGGUAGCGUCGCCUUCUGCGCCGUGUCCGACGAGGAAACCGGGGGCAAAUGGGGCACCAGGUGGUUGCUCGAGCAGGAUGGCCGACGCUGGGGAGGCGAUGUGAUGCUGAGCGCCGAGCCAGGUGGUCGCAGCAGCAUCCGGUUUGCGGAGAAGGGCACUUUACGCUUGACGUGCACGGUGCAGACCAAGGGGGCUCACGGCGCCUUUACCAACAUCAGCAAGGGGGCUGUCCGCACCUCGGCCUACUUCAUCAAGGAGGUGGUCGAGGAGAUCGAGAGCAUGCCGGUGAACAUGCCUGCGGCGUUGUUGGAGCAGCUUGAGAAGCACGAGGUCCAAACCGUCGCCAACGAGAUCAUGGGGGCCGGCACGCACGCCAUUCUCGGUCGACCGACCGUCAAUAUCGGAACCAUCAGGGGCGGUCUCAAGGUCAACAUGAUCCCGGAGAUCUGUGUUUCCGAACUCGACAUUCGACUGCCCGCCGGCCUCACGCGAGAGCCUGUUCUCGAACGCAUGAGAGCCAUCAUCUCCAAGUAUCAGGAAACGAAGAUCGACCUGGCCGUGCACGAGGCCCACAGCAACCCGUCCAGUUUCUCGCCCCCUGAUCACCCCAUGGUCGGCCUCCUGGCCGAGAACGCCGCGCUCGUGGCUCCGGAGUCGGAUCGACCUCGACCGGUCCCCAUUCCGUCGAUCGGCGCCACCGACUGCAAACACUACCGCUAUCGAGGAAUCCCGGCCUACGUCUAUGGAUGCAGCCCGAACACCAUGGCUCAGGCGGACGAAUGUGUGCUCAUCAGCGACUUUCUACACGUUACGAAGGUCCAUGCCGCGGCCACCUGGGACUUUCUGCAGUCCUGACCCGCGUGCAGGGAGAUUCUAUCCAGCCACUCAAAAUCUCGGACCGUUGACCACUAGAAGCAAUAAUAAUG
Molecule: messenger RNA, 1352 nt
Organism: Cladophialophora immunda
Lineage: Eukaryota; Fungi; Ascomycota; Eurotiomycetes; Chaetothyriales; Herpotrichiellaceae
Exons: 2
Coding region: 1-1281 (426 amino acids)
Molecular function (GO): hydrolase activity
Source: RefSeq, a predicted model, not a curated record